Messenger RNA from Manduca sexta (tobacco hornworm), 1225 nucleotides. RefSeq lists its product as uncharacterized. NCBI's taxonomy places the organism in Eukaryota, Metazoa, Arthropoda, Insecta, Lepidoptera, Sphingidae. The coding region runs from base 164 to 1162 and encodes 332 amino acids. The record is from RefSeq and is a predicted model, not a curated record. The transcript has 7 exons. Gene Ontology annotation, biological process: cell-matrix adhesion. Gene Ontology annotation, cellular component: basement membrane.
CAUAAUUAUGAAUCACUGUGCUUGCAAAUUCGUAUAAUUGGUUCCACAUCACGAUAAGAUAAUAUGUACGAUAUAGAUAAGAUGUUUAAGGAUUUCGUAUAAUUCGAUAUUAAGUGUUGAAACAUCGACGACAAUACAUGAAUAAACAAAAUAUUUAAACGCAAUGGAUACCCGUAGUUGGAGUGUGUUUAUAUUUUGCUUGCUAGUGGGAAGAGUUUGUUCGCAGUGUGAUGUCGCGCAAGUGUGUAUAACGGAUGUGACAGCGGCGAUCUGCGCGCCGGGACAGAUUUUGGCACCCCGCUUAUCUGUAUUUGGCUGUUGCCCAGGCUGUGUAUUCCCCCAGGAGCAGGAAGGCGGUAUCAUAACGGAUGAAUGCAAGCCCCCUUCAAACUGUUUGCCAGAUGGAAAGUACGGUCCUGUGCAAUGCAAGGGUGACAUGUUCACUGGAAGGUGUUUCUGUUCAGAUGAAAAUGGAAGGAGAAUAUUUGGACAAAUGUGGAGGAACGAUGCAAGUGAAAUGACUUGUGCUUGUAGCAGAAAAAGAGCUGAGCUGGAAAAGUCUGGCAGGAUGACAGUUUCUCUACAUUGUACUGCAAAUGGAGACUACGAACGCCUUCAAUGUGAUGAUGGCAUCUGCUGGUGUGCUGAUCCCAAGACCGGCCAACCUACCGUCACACCAGUGAUGGAGGAAGACAUGAAACAUUUACCGUGUUACAGUCCGUUAGUCACUGGUGAGCAAUACUUAAGAAGAUGCGAAAGUUUGGUUCAUUCGUUGGCCCUGAUACAUAAAGAGCAAUCAGAACACGGCACCAAUUUCCUCGGUCACCCUACAGCUUUCUGUGACUACGACGGCAGCUAUGGACCAUAUCAAAUCCAAAAUGGCAUUGCAUAUUGUACCGGCCGAGACGGUAAGAUCCUGGGUUCGUGGCAAGUUAUGGCAAGUGAAAUGAGCGGCAUGAAUUGCAACUGCGCUCGUGACACUGCAAUACACUUCCCUGAGCGUGGCAUGAUGGUCACCGAGAUCUGUUUGGCGAACGGAAACUAUCGACCCAAUCAGAACGUUGGCGACGUCUUCUACUGCGUGGACAGCGAUGGCUACCCUGUCGGCGAGAUGAUGGACGCGUGGCCUAGCGAUAAUUGCGUCGCUCCUGUUCCCACAUAAAACUAUUUCUUUGAAAACUAAAUAAUUUAUAAGGAAUAAAGAAAAAAUAUAUUUUUAAUAUAA